UUGUCUUUUUUGUCAUGCGGUUCUACCAUUAAAAAAAAUUAUUAAAAACAUAACAUUUUCACGAAUUUUUAGAUUUGGUGAGCGGAGAUGGAUUUAUCAAAGAUAGCUUUCAGGCAAAUUGUCAGCCAAGCCAAGCCAAGUCAGUGUUUGUUGAUUGCUGAUUCUUGCUGAUGCUAGAAUCGCGGGCAGCGGGCUGUUUCCAAGCAUUGCAAGGCUCAAUUCCGUCCUGUAUUUGUGAAGGAGGUUUGCGUUUCUACUUUGCGUCCUAGCUUGGCGUAGCUCGACAUUCGUGUUCCACGCUGCGACUCAGCGGUGGUGUAGCCAGCAUGCUCUGCUGCAACGAGUGAGAGCCCACGUACAACUUGCGCAGCUGAACCCUACGGGUCCAUGUCUUACAAAAACGAUAAGUCUAGCGGCCACGUGUGCGCGGUGGUCGGUUGUCGCAACAACCAGAAGAAGCGCAAACGGCUCGAGGAAGAGGUGUGCCACGAGCACAGCGUCCCGCGCAAGGCGUGCGGCUGCACAGUCUACCGAUUUCACCGGUUCCCGGUAGACGCUCGACUGCGCCAAAAGUGGCUGGCCUUCUUGAACCGAAAGGGUUUUGUGCCAAGCCACCACACCAGGCUGUGCUCCGAACACUUCAUCGACGGCGAUCGCGCCAGCUGGCCUGUCCCCAUACACAGAGUGGCCCCCAAACGAAGGGCAGUGCCACGAAAACGGGCCACAACAUUGCCCGGCGCACAAGUUGAGACGGUGGAUCGACGAGACAAACGAACGACAGCCAGUGUUGCAGCAAGUCAGGUUCACAACAUUGUGUUUUGGCAGAUGGCCACGGGAGAGAAUGUCGAAGUUAUCUCGAUACGGGGUCGAAGUGCGGGCAUCGCCGACGAGGAAUUUCUCGCCAAAGUAAACUUGGACGACGUCCAAUUCAGCGUAAGAGCAAACUCCGCCGUCGCUUCGAGGGACGAGGCCAAUCCGACCACCGUCGGCCGGCUGGCAGAGGAGCGAGAAGAAGCCAUUGAUUUCUGCCAAACUGUCUACGAGGAGCCACAGCUGCACAUGCCCCGGCGGUGCACUCAACGCCAGGGUGCAUCUGAAGAUGACCAGCAACAUGUUCCAUCCAUCGUCUCGAGCUAUUCGUUGGCAGCACCCCACAAGCUCUUUCCUCCAGUACCCGAACCAGAUGAGGUGGUUACAGGGGAUGUGUCAUCGGAAGACUUGUGGCAACCCGUGGAUCGUGAGUGCCCAGCAGUCAUCAAAAAAGAGCAGGAAGAACCACCAAGUUCGUCUCACGAGACCUCGCUUCAAAAAAAUGUCGUCAUUGCCAAAGACCCAGACAAUUUGCUUGAAAGGCCCACCACUCAGGAAAGUCCAGUCAUCUUGAAACAAGGACAAGUUUCUGAAAGUGUGUUGGAUGAGUCAAAGAUACAGAAAACUGUAGUUAUCAUGAAGAAAGAACUAGGUCCAGGAGGCUUGCGGCACUAUACGUUUCAGGAAUUUCCAGUUCAGCAAAGCCCGGCUUUGCCGAAGCCUACUCAGCAAUACCCGGCUGAGCAGAUCCCAGCUCGUCAAACUUUAACUCAGCAGAUUCUGGCUCAGCAUAUCCUUGCUCGGAAAAGCCCAGCUCAGCAGGUACCAGCUCAGCAGGUACCAGCUCAGCAAAUCCCGCCAAAGCAAGUCCACACUCAGCUAAGCCCAGCUCAGCAGAUCCUGGCUCAUCAAAGUCUGGCUCUGCAAAACCUGGCUCAGCAAAGCCUGGGUCAGGAGAUCCCAGUUCAGCAGAUCCCGGCUCAGCACACUCGAGUUCCGCAGAUCCCACCCGAGCAGAUCACGGCUCAGCAAAGCCCAGCUCAGCAGGUCCCAACUCGGCAAAGCCCAGAUUCAGCUCAGCAGAUCCCCUCUCAGCAAGACCCAGCUCAGCAAAGCUUAUCUAAGCAGAGGCUGACUCAGGAGAGUUCAGUUCAAGAGAGCCCAGCCGUAGCUGAACACACACCAGAACCUGUGGACCAGCAUCGAGAGCAGGCUUCCUCAUCUGCUGCCCCUGGCCAUAAUGUGCUCAGGUCGCUCCUAAACGCUCCGUCGCUCUCCUCCACGCUCAAGGACCAGGCCGCACGCUGGGGUUUUGCCGGACUGUCGGACCACGGUUACUGCAAGUCAGGCCCGUCAGAACUCCGGAGGCGGGUGAAAGAGGCCACGGUCAGGGAAGCCCUCGCACAGCUUCCCUGGUGGGUGCAGUGCACGAUGAAGCCCACGUGAUUAUCCCCCGAAACUGCCAUUCGUUCGUCGACUUCUCGCGAGGCUGCCCGUACGACCUUCGCACACGGCACCUCCUACGUCACACACUCGUCACGGAACUGCUCGCUCAAGGCUGGUUCACACUCUCGCGUUGGAGCGUGCUUGAGUAAGUGUGCUCGAGAACGCUAGAGAAUCUAGAUUUAACAAGAUACUGAAUCGAAACUCGAAAUACACCUCUCACGUUCAGGAACAAGUUAAACGUGAUCAACUGAUGACAAUCGCAUGCUUGUAUUUUGAAUGGAUAGCUAUAUUUUUCAUUCCAAAGGAUCGAUUCCAGCGAGCGCUCCUAGACGAGCCAUAAAUGGCCCCUCCUCGCUCCCCGCAGGAGUUGAAUAGGCCGGGAGGGAAAGAAAAUCCGGUUCAACGGUGCUCGUGCGCACGCAGCUUGCCGCCGUAUUUCUGCGGAGUGGCGCUGCUCUUAGGGUCGGAGCGACGUAACGACGUUCGGAUCGUUCCUUUUAAAUGAUGCUUCGGCGUCUUUUCGAGCAAAAAAUUGGUGUCUUCUUGGUGCGGACAGAAUGGGGUUGACAUUUGGACAAUGAAACAGGCGCCUGAAUUUUGUUGCAGUAUUUCUUUAAGAGAGGGUGCAACCAAAACCAUGUUUGCAGUUUAACAGCAGACGCCUCCCGCGACGAUCGGUCGCAGGUACUUGUGCGUCGCUUCGUCGCGUGGCGAAGAGGAAAGUGGGCGGGGAGGCGGAGACACUAGCAGACGAUCCAUGCUUUCGUCUCCUCCUCGCAACUCGUAUUGCAAAUGCUGCCCGUGAACCACGCGACCCCCACGUGCGAAAAACGGUCGCUUAUAACAUCGUCGGCAGUGUUCCAGGGCUGCCCGUAGAUGGCACCAAUGCGCCGUCUCGUCGUAAGCGGUCAUACGGGGAAAUGCAACACACGUAAGUUCGCUCAAACGUAUGUGCAAACCAGCCUUAAGUUUCUGCACCUUUGGUGCGACUCGGAUCGUGUGGGUUGCCCCUUCCUGCCUCUGGGCGGUUCGUUACGCGCCAGUCGAGUGUGGUUCUCCGCAGGAGGAUGCUUGCAAAUGACUUUCUUGCUCCACAUUCGUACAAACUUGCGUUUCCGCCGUGCAUUCGCUCGUUACGAAAGGGCACCGACUGCAGAUGUGCGGUCGGUUGCAUUGCCGAAAUAAAGAGUGUUUGGUUGCCUCGUCUCGAUUUCUCUUUACUAACGAGUUUGACUGGUUCUUAUACCGUCGACGUCUUUAGUGAGGACCCAGCUUUUGCAAACCUUGCAACUCGAAAAAUAGAGUGCGAAAUUGACCGCACAAUUGUGUCACUCCGUGGUAAUGAAUACAGAAUGUAUCACUCCAAAUCGCUAUAUCCUGUUCCCAUCGAACAUUCCCGAAACUGCCACUGCGCAAAAUUCUAGAAAUACUGAGCCUGCAAAAAUAAAGUUGUUUAGUGUUUUGCUUUCCA
Messenger RNA from Ixodes scapularis (black-legged tick), 3727 nucleotides. Its product is annotated as fibrous sheath CABYR-binding protein. The record is from RefSeq and is a predicted model, not a curated record. The transcript has 8 exons. Lineage: Eukaryota; Metazoa; Arthropoda; Arachnida; Ixodida; Ixodidae. Bases 388 to 2256 code for a protein of 622 amino acids.